AUGGCACCAAAGAAGAACAAGGAUGAGAAGCCGGCUUACUCAGUCGAGCUUCGGUUUGGCCGAACAAAAACGAACUUAAAAAUGGGUGUUGUCGGUCUCCCAAACGUAGGAAAGAGUUCUUUUUUCAACCUGCUCACCAAGCAAGCAGCAGAGGCGCAAAACUUUCCCUUCUGCACAAUCAAGCCAAACGAAGGAAGAUGUAAAGUCCCUGAUGACAGGUAAGAAUUGAUCAACUUUCUCUUCGAUCAUAAAUGAUAUUGAAAGCGUUGAGAAUGAGGAUACGAUGAAUAAAGUUGUAGCUGUAGCAGUAGCAGAGAAUACUAUAAUAAUAUCUCUUUCUCUUACGUCAGAUCUUUGUCACACAAUCAAGGUUCGAGAAGCUUUGCGAGAUGUGGAAGCCGAAAAGUAUAGUACCCGCAUAUUUGAACGUCACCGACAUUGCCGGUUUGGUCAGAGGGGCGCACGAGGGCGCCGGUCUAGGAAAUGACUUUCUCAGUCAUAUUCAAGCUGUAGAUGGUACAAAUUUGUUACAGAGGACGCGAAAUUUUUACCAGCAAAUGUUGAUUAGAAAGCCGUUAAGUAGAAGUUGUACCUGCUAGUUGAAGUUCAAGGACACGCUCGUUGAUCCUGAUAUGCAUUCGGAAAGAAGAGGACUACAACAUAUUCAAGAUUCAUUUACUUGUACCUGCAAAUCAAGUUCAAGUCAGAAAGCAAAAACGCCACCUCUUCUCUACACUCGCACUGCCUUCACCUUCAGGCAUCUUCCAUAUGAUCCGACUAUUCGAGGAUGCAGACGUAACACACGUUGACGACAGUGUGGAUCCCGUGAGGGACCUCGAUACCAUUACCCAAGAGCUCUGCUUGAAGGAUCUCGCGUAUGACUUUUUUUGAAGGUCCACAGCAGUAGUCCUAAUAUUUUUGGGUGCUACAUUGAAAUUAAGUCAACAGCUCUCGCUCUCUUAGCACAGUCGUCGUGAAGUCGCAAUGAAUCGAUGAAAACUCGCGCUUACAUUUGCUCUAACAUAAUCAAAAACUUGAAAAAUUCCACUUCACCAUAAUAGGUAUUACGAGAAAGUGGUUGAGGCCUACGUUACGUCGAUGAAGCGAGCACAGAAAAAAAUUCCAGAAGAGUGGACCGCAUGCAUGGAUAAAGUAAAGGGAUACCUCGAGAAAAACCAGCUUCUUUCGAAACAGGCCUGGUCCCCAAUCGAAGUCGAAAAAAUCAACGAGUUUCUUCCAAUUCUCAUCACUACAAAGCCCGUCGUCUAUCUGCUCAACAUGUCUGAGAAAGGAUACAAGACCAAGAAGAACAAAUGGUACUUAUACGUAGCAUAGUUUAUAGACGGUGGGAAGCAGGUGGGCGACGCUGGGGCGCUGGGCGGCCACGCUUGGCACGGUGGGCGGACCCUUGGCACACAUGGGGGGCACGCUGGGAGCAUAUAGCGUUGCCCCGCUGCUUCCGCCAAUGUACAGGGCCGCAGUCGAGGGCCGCUCGGCGCUGUGCUCCUUUGCGGAGUGCUUCCCUGCUGUAUGCAGUGCCGCUUGGGUGUGUAGAGUGCGGCGCAGCGCUGCAGUGCGCCUCAGUGCUCUGCUGCAAUGUGCGGCCAGUGCUGCUGAGGGAUAUCCCCAGGCGGGCCAGUAGGUGGGCGCCCCAUUUCUUAUGCAGCUUGCUGCGGAUUCAGGGCGCACGCGCUUACUCUGCCGGGUGGCUUCAGAAAUGGGUGCCCGAAGGGCGCCCCGAUUUUUGGCCCCAAGUCUUACGGUGGGCGCACAGUUGGCGAAAUAUUUCGCAGAAGACCCAGUUUUGGCCCGCCCAGCGGCCCAGCGUGCCAAGCAUGCCCACCGAUCCAAUUCUGGGGAGCGAAUAAACAAGCAGAAAAUAGUGAGUAACAAGCACAACCGGAAGCAACUUCCGCUUCGGGCGCGUAAUCCUCUUCCAUGUAUAAUUCGUGAUCGUGUUGAUUGAUUAUAUCAGAGUAGUUCAUAGCACGCAUGGUGCAUGGAGUAGCAUGGAGUGCAUGGAGCGCAGAGCUUUAAGGGGCGCAAGAAGCUCCCCCUUUAGCUCCAUGCUACUCCAUGUGAUCCAUGCACUCCAUGCCAUGCGAGCUGUGAAACCUUAUGAGUUGCUCUGUUAUAUAAAUGCUUACAAGAAGAUGAAGAAACUCUGCACUUUUUACAUUUUUCCUCCCUUCCUCUCUUCAUCAGGUUGUACAAAUCUUUCCUACCACCUUUCAUCCACCAGGUUGUCGAAGGUGUUCACAUGGAUCCAGGAGCACGGCGGCGGAACCAUUAUUCCGUUUUCCGUCGAUUUUGAGGAGCAGCUAUUCAACGCUCGUGACGAUCCUGCGGCUUUGGCCGCUAUUAAGGCUGAGGAGGGUAACACCGACAGUGCCAUCGAUAAGAUCAUCAAGACCGGACAUAAUGAGCUGAACUUGAUGUAUUUCUUCACCUGCGGUGAAGACGAGGUCCGAGCAUGGACCGUGUACAAGGGCGCAACUGCCCCGAACUGCGCAGGAGCGAUACAUUCCGAUAUGGAGAAAUGCUUUAUUAAGGCAGAAGUGUGCACCUACGAGGACUUCUUAGCGCUCCAAUCGCCAGGAGCCAAGACGAGCAUGGCAGGAGUAAAGGCUGCAGGGAAGUACCGCAUGGAGGGAAAACAGUACGUCGUGAAGGAUGGCGAUAUCCUCCACAUCAUGCAUAACGCGAGAAAGUAAAUGCAACAUCGACCGCCUUCUACUUGAUAUAGUCUGGAUAAGAACAGCACCGAAGGCAAGAAGAUACAUUUGCAGAAGAAGAUCAUAACGAAAAAAUUUUUUGUUACCGGGGAUGCUGCAGCUUGUCCCUCUGUUUCACCACCAGUUCUAUUUUUAGUGAGAUGUCAACAUCUGCCAUUCCUGGUAGGGUCACAGUUUACGAGUAACACUCCCAAAAAAACAAGUUCGUACUUUGAUAUUGCAGUUGGUUGGCCGAGGGACGACAAGGACUGGAGGCUCGUGCGAUGCCUGCAACGAGGACUUUCCCUAAGAAUAUCUAGUAUCCGUCACCAUGGACAUUAAUCCUUAGCUUCAUGCUAUUCCUAUUCACGAUGGUCUUUACACCUGUAUUCUGAUUCUAAUUCUCAUCGCAUAAUCACUACAAGAUCCACUUCUACACACUGGGAUUAUAGAAAUUGUAUCAUAAUCUUCAUCAUCUGCAACGCACAGAUAUAAAAAGCAUGAAAUAAUUGCAUUGAGAUCGACUGCGCAAAAUAUCAUAUAACAAUAACCCUAUCUAUUGAACUUCUAAAUUUGAUCUCGUGUACACCGGCGCCAUUGGUGGACUCAAAAAUAGGAGGACCUUCUCGACGAAGAACUCUUUCACCCAAUACUCAAGGAACAAAAAAGCUGCAGUAUGAACAAAGAUGAACCAUCAAGGACACAGAGUUGUCAAAGGCUCCUGUACUGGGCUCCUUCACCACGCAUAUAUUAUUUGUAUGUGCACCCUCUUUCUCGAGCAGCUAUUGCGUUUCCUAAUGAUCAACAAGAUCCGGCGCAACACAAAGGUAUCGUGGAUCCUGUGCCUUCGCUCUGUAU
Amoebophrya sp. A25 is the source of this 3572-nucleotide messenger RNA. Lineage: Eukaryota; Dinophyceae; Syndiniales; Amoebophryaceae. The record is from the annotation of a GenBank genome assembly.